This is a messenger RNA of Limanda limanda (common dab), 2448 nucleotides long. RefSeq names its product phosphofructokinase, muscle b (gene pfkmb). Gene Ontology annotation, molecular function: 6-phosphofructokinase activity; ATP binding; fructose-6-phosphate binding. Gene Ontology annotation, cellular component: 6-phosphofructokinase complex; cytoplasm; membrane. Lineage: Eukaryota; Metazoa; Chordata; Actinopteri; Pleuronectiformes; Pleuronectidae. The record is from RefSeq and is a predicted model, not a curated record. Gene Ontology annotation, biological process: fructose 1,6-bisphosphate metabolic process; canonical glycolysis; fructose 6-phosphate metabolic process.
AUGGCACAACCAGCUCCCGUUCACCCCACCAAGAUGGGAGACGGUCGGGCGAUUGCCGUGCUGACCUCGGGAGGCGAUGCCCAGGGUAUGAAUGCAGCUGUACGAGCUACAGUUCGAGUUGGACUUUACACUGGAGCCAAAGUUUAUUUUGUCCAUGAGGGUUACCAGGGUCUGGUAGAUGGAGGUGACAAUAUCCGCCUUGCUACUUGGGAGAGUGUGUCGAUGAUGCUGCAGCUGGGUGGGACUGUGAUUGGUAGUGCCCGCUGCCAGGAUUUCCGCACCAAGGAGGGCCGCACCAAGGCUGCCUGCAACUUAGUCAAGCUGGGCAUCACCAACUUGUGUGUGAUUGGUGGCGAUGGCAGUCUGACGGGCGCCAACCACUUCAGAACAGAGUGGAGUGAGCUGCUGGCCGAUCUGGUCAAAGCCGGAAAGAUCACAGCCAACGAGGCCAAGUGUUCCUCUCACCUCAACAUCGUCGGCAUGGUGGGCUCCAUUGACAAUGACUUCUGUGGCACCGACAUGACCAUUGGCACGGACUCUGCCCUGCAUCGCAUCAUAGAGAUAGUGGAUGCCAUCACCACCACAGCACAGAGUCACCAGAGGACUUUCAUCCUGGAGGUGAUGGGCAGACACUGUGGUUACCUGGCUUUAGUGACAGCUCUGGCCUGUGGCGCUGACUGGGUGUUCAUCCCUGAGAUGCCUCCAGAUGAUGGAUGGGAGGAGCAUCUCUGCAGGAGACUGUCAGAACAAAGAGGUCGCGGCUCCCGUUUGAACGUCAUCAUUGUGGCAGAGGGAGCGAUGGACCGCAGUGGAGAGCCUAUUACCUGUGAGCUUGUCAAACAGCUGGUAUCAAAGAAACUUGGCUUCGACACCCGUACGACCAUCCUGGGGCACGUACAGAGAGGUGGAACCCCCUCCGCCUUUGACAGGAUCUUGGCGAGCAGGAUGGGAGUAGAGGCCGUGAUGGCUCUGCUGGAGGCCACACCAGACACUCCUGCAUGUGUGGUCAGCUUGUCUGGGAACAUGGCUGUCAGGCUGCCUCUCAUGGAGUGUGUGCAAGUGACUAAAGACGUCACCGUAGCCAUGUCCGAAGGGAGGUUUGACGAUGCUGUGAAGCUCAGGGGAAAGAGCUUUGAAAACAACUGGAACACUUACAAAAUGUUGGCUCAUCUGCACCCCCCAGACACAAAGAGUAAUAUCAACAUCGCCAUCAUGAACGUGGGAGCUCCGUGUGCUGGGAUGAAUGCUGCAGUCCGUUCAGCUGUCAGAAUCGGGCUUCUGCAGGGCCACCAGAUGUUGGCAGUGCACGAUAGUUUCGAUGGCUUGGCUCAUGGGAUGAUUGAGCCCAUUGGUUGGUCUGGAGUGGGAGGAUGGACAGGAAAGGGGGGCUCCAAUCUGGGAACUAAGAGAUCCCUGCCACAUGAGUUUAUGGAGGAGAUCAGUCUGAGCAUCACUAAGUUCAACAUUCAUGCUCUGAUCAUUAUUGGAGGCUUUGAGGCGUUUGUUGGAGGUCUGGAGAUGGUGCAGGCUCGAGAGAAGUAUGAGGAGCUGUGCAUUCCCCUUGUCGUCGUUCCUGCUACUGUCUCCAACAAUGUUCCUGGAUCUGACUUCAGUGUCGGAGCUGACACUGCCCUCAACACCAUAACCAUGGUAAAACUGAAAAACAAACACUUAACAAUAACAAGGAUUACACAAGUCCUGUUCACAACAAUCUAUUCAUCUUCUGUCUGUUUCUUUUAUCUUUGUUCUCUUUCUCCUUUUCAGACAUGUGACAGGAUCAAACAAUCGGCUGCCGGCACCAAGAGGAGAGUGUUUAUAGUUGAGACUAUGGGAGGAUACUGUGGCUACCUGGCAACCAUGGCUGGCCUGGCAUCUGGGGCUGACGUUGCCUACAUCUAUGAGGAGCCUUGCAACAUCCAUGACCUAGAGAUGAACGUGGAUCAUCUGGUGGAGAAGAUGAAGACCACGGUGAAGAGAGGACUGAUUCUUAGAAAUGAGAAAAGCAACGCUAACUACACCACCGAUUUUAUCUUCAACCUGUACUCAGAGGAGGGCAAGGGUGUGUUCGACUGCAGAAAGAAUGUACUCGGACAUAUGCAGCAGGGUGGAACGCCUAGUCCUUUCGACAGGAAUUUUGCCACAAAGAUGGGCAUCAAGUCUGUCCUUUGGUUGACUGACAAGCUGAAGGAAUGCUACAGACAUGGUCGCAUCUUUGCCAACUCUUCAGAUUCAGCUUGUGUACUGGGCAUGCGGAAGAGAAGUUUGGUCUUCCAGCCUCUGGCAGAACUUAAAGAUCACACUGACUUUGAACAUCGUCUUCCAAAGACACAGUGGUGGUUAAAGCUGAGGCCCAUCCUGAAAAUUCUGGCCCAUUACAAGAUCGACCUGGACACCUCUGAAAAGACUGAGAUGGAACAUGUCAUUAAGAAGAGAGGCCUAGCUCCUUAG